This is a messenger RNA of Anopheles maculipalpis, 1416 nucleotides long. Its product is annotated as pre-mRNA-splicing factor RBM22. The transcript has 3 exons. Gene Ontology annotation, cellular component: U2-type catalytic step 2 spliceosome; U2-type catalytic step 1 spliceosome; Prp19 complex. Lineage: Eukaryota; Metazoa; Arthropoda; Insecta; Diptera; Culicidae. Bases 59 to 1399 code for a protein of 446 amino acids. Gene Ontology annotation, molecular function: U6 snRNA binding; metal ion binding; pre-mRNA binding. The record is from RefSeq and is a predicted model, not a curated record.
GGCUAGAUUACGUUACAUUUGUAUCGAAACUGCGAAAACAUUCGACAAAGCGUUCAAAAUGGCUAUGUCAAAAACCACAAACACGUACAAUCGACAGAACUGGGAGGAUUCGGAAUUUCCAAUACUUUGCCAAACAUGCCUUGGCGACAAUCCGUACGUACGCAUGAUCAAAGAACGCUAUGGCAAGGAAUGCAAAAUCUGCACACGCCCUUUUACCAUUUUCCGCUGGUGUCCCGGUGCCAGAAUGCGUUUUAAAAAGACAGAAAUCUGCCAAACAUGCAGCAAGCUGAAGAACGUAUGUCAGACUUGCCUGUUGGAUCUGGAGUACGGUUUACCGACACAGGUGCGGGACGCUGCGCUCAAGAUUCAGGACAAAAUUCCAGAAAGCGAUGUAAACAAAGAAUUCUACAUCCAAAACAUUGAGUCGCAGCUAAAGGCGGGUGACGACAAUACAGUUGCCGCUGGCACGGUGGGCAAAUCGUUGGCGGCAAGCGAUAUGCUGGCAAAGUUGGCACGCACUGCGCCCUACUACAAACGUAAUCUACCUCACAUAUGCUCGUUCUGGGUGAAGGGAGAGUGCAAGCGUGGCGAAGAGUGUCCCUAUCGGCAUGAUAAACCUGUCGAACCGGACGAUCCACUGUCGGAGCAAAAUAUCCGCGACCGGUACUACGGGCGCAACGAUCCGGUGGCGGACAAGCUAAUGAAACGGGCCGCCUCGAUUCCAACGUUGGAACCGCCGGAAGACAAAACCAUCACCACACUGUACGUGGGCAAUCUGGGCGAGCACAUAACCGAGGUGGACAUACGGGACAAUUUCUAUCAUUACGGUGAAAUUCGUUCUGUUUCGCUCGUUCCGCGACAGCAAUGUGCAUUCGUGCAAUAUACCAAACGAGCCGCUGCAGAGCUAGCCGCAGAAAAGACGUUCAACAAACUUGUGCUUGGUGGGAAGAAACUGACAAUCAAGUGGGCACACUCGCAGGCCAAAUCGACUGCUUAUGCACAGAACUCUGUCCCUCGUGGUGCUGGUGGUGGUGGUAACCGAAUCUUUGAUCCCGUACCCGGACUCCCAGGACAGUUACCGAUGCCUCCAAAUCCGACGGACUAUUUUAAUCUGCAGGCUUCAGAGAUGGCUGUGCUGCCACCGGGAAUGAAGAUACAUCAAUUGCCGCCGGGACUGAUACCUGGGGCGCCAAGUUAUGCUUCGAUGUAUCAACAAGCCGGUGGAGGUUCCUCAGGGAUUCCACCUUCGGCCGGAGGUGCAAGCUCCGGUGAGGCAGGAAGUAGCAGUAGCACCAGUGCUGGUGGUCCUGGCCAUUCCAUGAUGCCACCGGCAAUGCAUCAACAGCAAUUGCACUAUCCAAGUCAGGAUCCUGCUCGGUUAGGAGCAUUGAAAAAAUAACAUAAGUCACUCUAGCA